Patiria miniata (bat star) is the source of this 8205-nucleotide messenger RNA. Its product is annotated as guanine nucleotide-binding protein G(q) subunit alpha. The record is from RefSeq and is a predicted model, not a curated record. The coding region runs from base 313 to 1374 and encodes 353 amino acids. NCBI's taxonomy places the organism in Eukaryota, Metazoa, Echinodermata, Asteroidea, Valvatida, Asterinidae. Gene Ontology annotation, biological process: adenylate cyclase-modulating G protein-coupled receptor signaling pathway; action potential; phospholipase C-activating dopamine receptor signaling pathway. Gene Ontology annotation, molecular function: G protein-coupled receptor binding; guanyl nucleotide binding; GTPase activity. The transcript is spliced from 7 exons. Gene Ontology annotation, cellular component: heterotrimeric G-protein complex.
UACAGUCAGGUGUCCAGUCUAGGUAGGAAUCUUGCUCGUUUCCCAUCUUACACCACACCCAGCGUUGUAGGUCCCCUUUCGACUCUCCUGGCUGCAGAUUCGUACAGGAAUUACUAGUUUAUUCAGGGAACUACAUCGGACAAACGGGGCCAAUUCGGGAUCCCCGAUUUGCUAUAAUUUCUGGGGAACGCUACGGCUUGAGAAUUGCCUCUAGUUGUGGGUGCUAGGAGUGUAAAAUCUGCGUUUUUCCGCGCUGGUCACAAUCCCCACAGCAACUGAAUUGCAGCCUGGCCGGCAUAGACCCCAUUCAACAUGGCUUGUUGUUUGAGCGAAGAAGCUAAAGAAGCCAAGAGAAUCAACCAAGAAAUUGAGAAACAGCUACGCAAAGAUAAACGCGAUGCGCGUCGAGAGCUCAAGCUACUUCUUCUUGGUACUGGGGAGAGUGGGAAGAGUACGUUUAUCAAACAGAUGAGGAUUAUCCAUGGGUCGGGCUACUCAGAAGAAGACCGGAAAACAUUCACCAAACUGGUAUACCAGAACAUCUUCAUGGCGGCAAAUGCAAUGAUCAGGGCCAUGGACACAUUGAAGAUUCCCUACGGUGACCCGUCAAAUGAGAGAAAGUCGGCAGAUGUUAGAUUAAUAGACCAUGAGACAGUAACACAGUUCGUAGAACCAAACGUAACGUACAUAGAAAGUAUAUGGGCCGAUUCAGGUAUACAGGAGUGCUACGACAGAAGAAGAGAAUACCAGCUCACAGAUUCAGCAAAAUACUACCUUUCCGAUUUAAGGCGAAUUGCUAAUGCAAACUACGUUCCCACAGAACAAGAUGUAUUGAGAGUACGAGUGCCUACGACAGGCAUCAUCGAGUACCCAUUCGAUUUAGACUCCAUUAUUUUCAGAAUGGUCGACGUAGGAGGUCAGAGAUCAGAGCGACGUAAGUGGAUUCACUGCUUCGAGAACGUCACAUCCAUCAUGUUCCUAGUCGCCUUAAGUGAAUAUGACCAAGUCUUGGUUGAAUCAGAUAGUGAGAAUCGGAUGGAGGAGAGCAAAGCGUUGUUUAGGACAAUUAUCACAUAUCCCUGGUUCCAGAACUCAUCGGUUAUCCUGUUCCUCAACAAGAAAGACCUACUGGAGGAGAAGAUCAUGCACUCACAUCUCGUAGAUUACUUCCCAGAGUUUGACGGUCCACAGCGUGAUGCCCAGGCAGCCAGGGAAUUUAUCCUGAAGAUGUUCGUGGAGCUGAACCCAGACAGCGAUAAGAUCAUCUAUUCCCAUUUUACCUGCGCCACCGACACGGAGAAUAUUCGCUUUGUGUUUGCGGCCGUCAAGGAUACCAUCCUCCAGUUGAAUCUCAAGGAGUACAACCUGGUGUAGUGUUUUAGAGUGAGAGCGAGGGAGAGAGAGCGUGAUUUGUUGUCCACCGGCCGACCCAGUGUGAGCCGUCAUCUCACCCAGAGGCCGGGGGGUCCUAGCCACGUAGCCUUUUGUUGUAUUUUCAAUCACGCUAGCCAUUUUUUCUACGACUGUUGUUACAACGUAACACGUCACCGAAUGACUGUCACGAAUGUGUAAAAGUUGCAGUCUUGCGUACAUGAACGGUGAAAACACACUAGGGCAACACUUUCGUGCGGAUUUUAAAAAAAAACAUUUUUUGUCUUGGAAGUUUUCUUUGUUUUUUAACAGUGAGGGAGUGAGAGAAAUUGUCACCAAAAAAAGGAUAACAUUUUGGGGACCGUUUUCAGACUUUUUUUAAAACAACGUGCCGGCACGUUUUGGACUUUCUGGAAAAAGUUGUUCAGUAAAAGAAAAAAAAAGUAAAAGCAACUGGCAUCAAGAAGAGCAGGUCUUUAUUGAUUUAUUCAACUGGAAGUUCAAGCGUGAGGAAGUUGUUGCUGAUUGUGUGGAAUUUUUUUUUUCCUUUUUGGGGGAAAAAACCCCAAAUCAAAACACCGGACACCACCAGCACAGAACCGGUUCCCACCAUUCUUUUGGCCGGUUCCCUGCAUCAUGUACGCAGCAGCUGCCCAUGGGACACUGGCAUUUUUUUCUGGACAGUGUCCUUAUUUGGACAUUUUUAAAACAAAAAGAAAUAAAAACGAUGACGCCCGCAAUUUGGUGCUGCAUGCAGCCCCCGCCGCGGAACCACUAGCUGUCUCAUAUUGGUACACUUUGAUUGAAAGCUCUGCAUUUUCAAUGUUAGGAAAACAUUCACACACACACAAAAAACCCAAAAGGAAAAAGGAAGAAAAAGAAUAGAUAUAUGUACCCGAGUCAGAAACCAGACAGCUUGCUGGACGUCAGACUUUUUAUCGAUAUUCCCUGGAUGAUGUCUACAAAUAUCAGUACAGUGGAGAUACUCAGUUUCAUCUCUUGUUUUUUUUUGUCCAAAUGUUUAAUAUUUAAGUAAUUUUCUUUUAUAUAUAUAUAUAUAUUUAAAAAAACUGAAAAUAUUUUACUUCUGUGAUACUAGUUUAUCUUCUGAUUAAUGGCAAUUGUUUUUUUGGUUUUUUUUUUGGUUUUUUUUUUAGCAAGGAAUCAGCAGACGAUCUUCGUUUUUGUUUCCAUUGAUACUGCCACACACGCCCAUUGGGCAAGUUGUGACCUCAAAUGACCUCAAAUGACCUUGAGGUCAGGGGUCAGAAUUGGUAUGUGGUUGACAUUUGUGUGUCAGGCUCACUUGCCAGUGUACAAAAGAAAAAAACAAAAUUGUUACUAACGCCUUUUAAUUGCAUAGUGCUGUUUUAUUGUUUAGCUGACGCAUGGAAAUCGAGUUGUUCGUUUUGUUUGACAACUCCGUCGAAAGUCGAACUGAUGCAAUUUUUAAGAAAAUGGGAAAUGGGAUCCAGCGGAGGAAUUGACAGAAUUAACGUAAGCUUCCGGCAAAACCUUUGUGGAGGAUAGACACGCAAACAAACAAACCAGAAUCACACGGGCAAUGGUGAAGAAAAAAAAUCCAGUAUUUCAUAGACGUUUUUAAGAUGAAUUGGGUUUGGCCAAACCAUUAGUGUCUUACAGCUAAAAAAAAAACACAGAAAAAUACACAAAAGUAUUGCAAGUUCACAUAAAGCGAAAUAACACAGUCUUUUUUUUGUUAAUUAUUAUAAAAUACACCCUGUUAGACCACCUUGUGUCAAUUUUGGGAAGGGGGGGGGGGUGGGGGUGGUUAUAUUGAAUAUAUAGGGAAACCGGGUAGUGUUGUAUUGUCGCUAGGAUUCUUGUAGGUUUAUUAGUGGUGCUAGAUUUCAUCCAAUUGGUGGUCUGUGUUGAAUCAUAAAUGAAAAAAAAAUAUUGUAAUUGUGUUGGCAUAACAUACAGUGAGAGAGAUAAGAUGAAAACGAAUAAAAUGUUUUAGGCACUAAGAUAUGUACUCUUCGUCAAAUUUCGUUAACCAUAUUUUUUUUUUUAAUCACAAUCUCGGUGUUGAUAUUGAUAAUGUUAAUAUUAAUGGAAUGGAAGUGAAAACAAAAAAAAUGGUGUUUUACCAUGACAACGAUGGCCACCCUUUACAGGUUGACCUUUUUUUCUAAUGUUGAUAAUGUCCUUGCUCUUGGGGGUUAGUCAUUUCGGGGAAACUUGUUGAAUAUUCAACAUUUGUUCACCGCUCAUUUUAGCUCAAUAUUUUUAUUAUUUGUUUUUUAAAAUUGAUGUGAACUUCCCCUCUCACUUUUUGGAGUGGGCCCAUUUUUAUGGAAUGAAUGUUAUUUGUUUGAAAAUUGAAAUGCACAAAUGCCUACUCAUUUAAAAUUGUAAGUACUAGCCUAUUUAUUAAAUUUGUUUUUAGUGUUGUUCCAUUUUUUUUUUUUUUUUGGUUUUUUUUUUUUUUAAAUUAAUGAUACAAUGAAUCCCUUGCCAUAAUGCCGCAACUGUGGGGCUCCUCUCCCCUCCCCUUCCGAAGAAAAAGAAUAAAUAAAGAAACGACAGACACAGACGGAAAAAUGCGCUCAACGCCGGACUAGUAAUCAUGACAAUAAUAGCCAUUAAAAUAUUUAGCUACAGAUUAUUAUGAAAACAAAUUAAUUGCUGUAUAGAUCUGUAAUUUGGGUUACAAACACGUGAAAACGACAAAGUGUAGGAUACUGGUGCCGUUAAUCAAUGUAGUCAGUUUAAGGCAAGCAGCGAGGAUUUGAAGUUUGUUUCCGAACUAUCCCCACGCAGCCUUAAUGUCUGUUCAUUGUAUUCAUUUGUUUUAAAAAAGAAAAAAAAAGUGCUGGCAGAUUUUGAAUUUUUUGAAAAAAAAGUUUAAAAGUAAAUAAAAACCUUCAAAGGGACCAAACCAAAAAAAAAAAAGUUAAAAAAAUUAUUUAAAAAACAAAUUGCCGAUUUUGAAGGCAGGUAUGCAUACGUUGAUGAAUUUAAACAAAACCUUGCAAACUAUGUAUAAGUAAAUGUAAACAAGAAUCGGACACGAUCGUCGUCACAACAAAAAACUGCCCUUCACUACUUCUGUCAUAAACACAUACAAUAGAUUUAGAUCCGAUGAAGAAUAACAGGCCUUUUUAAAUUGGUCCAUGCAUGUAUUACUGUACAGUUGGUGUAUAACUUAAGAUUAGUAGUUAAUAAGGAUUAAAAUUAAAAAAAAAAAAUAGAAAAAAAAAGAUGUCGUUUAUUUAGAAGUGCACUGCUGUCUGCCUGGCCUAAAACAUGAGUUUUGGGGUCCCUGGUUUUGUUUCUUGUACUGUGUGUUGCUAUUUAAAAAAAAAUCAUAUGUAUAUAAAUAAAUAUGGACCCAUAUGUAUUUAUAUAUGUAUCAUCAUUUGGCAUCAAAGGAUGUGAGUAUAUAUAUCUAUGCCUUGAACGAUUACACUGUUUUUAGUCCAAGACAAAAAUGUGGUUUUUUUGGUUGUGUAUAUUCCGCACUUGAAUAAGUUCACAAACAAUUUUGUCUUCAUGUGUGGAGUAUUGAAGGGGCAUAGGUCACAUCCCAGUGCUUGAUGUUAAACAUGAAUGAAUCCCACAGAUUGUUAACCAAUACUUAAAUCAGUACUAUGCAGAACUGAACGAUAGUUGAAAUUGAAUUUUUGGUUGAAGGGGGGGGGGGGCAAAAAGGUGGGGGAGAUACUGAGGUUGAACGGUUACACCAAAUUCGUCCAACUCAUUUACAAAGCAAUCCACUUUUAAGUUUUUUCUUACGGAUGGGGUGCUUGAAAGAGUAAAAUCAGGUGAAAGUUUGAAAGAAAGAAGAAAAAAAAAUCUUGCGCUGGUCUCACUUCUGAUCCCCCAAUCUCGUAAGGUUGCUCAUUUGUUUUGAUAUCAGAGCAAAAGCUUAACAGAAAUGAUGUAGGAAAAGGGAAGAAUAUCUGAUCGGAAAUUUGUCGGAGUUCCAUACUGCGAUGGCGUUGAAAAGAUCCGAAUCGCAACCACACAAAAACGAGCGUUGGUGAACAUUUGUGCUUUUUGACUUCACUGAAAUGAAAGGAUUUUAGGUGAUGUGUUAAAAGUUUGAGCAGUACUUGUGCAAACCCAAGACCAGGCCCCUUUCACUUUUUUUUUGUUUUUGUUUGUCUGCUUUACGGUUUUCUCUCAGUUACGUGCUUACUAUGAAAUAGGCCAGAAUUUCUGGGGAAUUUUUAAGGCAGAUUUUUUGGAUCAUUAAGUGUGCAGUACUAUGAUGGUAGUUGGCAAGGGGACAAGUAAAAGCCGGUCUGAACCAGUUUGGUUUUAAUCCCAUGCAGUUGGAGCAGAAUGAUGCAAUUUCUUAGUCUGGUACCUCUUUGUGCUACGUAUGGAAAAGCAUACCGAUUGAGUUUGGAUACUUAUGCACACGGCCGCUGGCUGCCUGCCACUGCUAAAUGUUGACUUGUUGAAACUGUCUGCCUUUAGUUAAGAACUUUGCCGAGCAAUUCAUUUCCCAAUUGGUUGAUUGUUAAGCAAGCGCAUUACAGCUUUUGUCGAGGGUUUUCAAAAGAAACAAAAAAAGACGAGGGAAACAAAACAAGAAUUUGCAUAAAUGCAUGAAUUCACAGGAAUUGCUUUGCAAAAGUAUGCAGCACCAACUUUAAUUCUUGAGACGCUUUCCUUUCUUUUCCAUCCACUGUCCCGUACUUGACAUUUCAAACUCAUAAAAAUUGAACCCCGUACUUCCCAAAGAGUAUUGUAAACCAGACGAUAAAAAACUGGUGGCAUUUUCUCUAGACCACCUUGUUUGUUGUGUUUUUUGGUUCCCUAAAAGUUGUCAAGAAUCAUUUAUUUAAGCAGCUGUGCAGACUCUUUUUAAAAAAGUACAGUAAAAGGGGGGAUGUUUGGGAACGUAACGUAAGAUUUUACAAUGUAUAUGUAUAUAUUCAUAGAUACAUGGUAAACUUUGAUGGGUGGUUACGCGUUGAUGUGUGUACACGUUGUAACACGGACGCUGUUUGAUAAUGCGUUAUCCACCUUCACUUUUUUGGCAGCAGGGUUCAUGUUGGGAAUGUACUAUUAAGAAAUGUGAAUGUUAGAACGUAUUGCAGAAGUUGUACCGUAGGAUUUGUCAAAAAAGAAACAUUAAAAAAAAUUUAAGCUGCCUGCUGUUGUCGAAGAUAUUAAAAAAAAAGUUAUUGAUAUUUUUAUUUUUAUUUCUUUUUCUUUUUCUGCAUGUCAGUUUUACAAGUUCAAGCAUAGUAAGGUUGAAGGUACGUAGCAGCGAUCACGGUUGUUUUUCGGAACAGUGUUUUCUUUUUUUCUUGUGGAAGUAUAAGGUACGAGUUUGCAGACUUUUUGAAAGUGUAUAGGUUUAAUGUACACGAGCACAUAAAGUACAUAACAGUACACAUCUUGAGAAUUCAUGUACUUUAAAAAAAAAAAAAAUUGUGAAAAUGAGUGUGAAGAAUGCUUGUAUAACUGUGGGGAUGUUUCUUGCCAAAAAUCUUUGGGAAGGGGAGGGGGGUGGUGAUAUUUAGCAACAGAAGGGGAGGAAACAAACUGACUUUUUCAGUAUUUUUUGUUUUCUCUUUAGAUUAAAGUAUAAUAAUGAGUAAUAUUGUCGGAUCUUAACUUGGUCUACAUGUACCUUUUUAAGUUAACAUUUGUACUGUUGUACCUGGUAAGUAAUUCUAGUCUGUUGUAAAAGUGUGUGAUCGGAGGAAUCUUUUUAAGACAAAAAGGUGUUGAAUAUGUACUGUUUUAAAUGCGUCUGGUCAGUUAAACCAUGCCUUGGCUUUUUUGGAAUCUCCUAAAAAGAAUUUCAUGGUCUUUUGUUCUUCUGAUUUUUACUUUUAAUUAUUUUUUUUUACCACAUCGUCCGAAGACUUGUACCUUAAAAUUUGGUGCGUUUGAGGCACAUUUAUAGUGCUGUGUUCUAAGGGGCCAUGUGGUAAAAAAAAAUGUAUUAAACCAAAAUGUUCAAGUAUUUUAUGUUUUCUCGACCUGUUACCUUGGUAACUGCUCGGGGCGUUUGAUUGUAAAUUGUUGAUGUAGGAAAAACCAUUUUUUAGCGAAGCUACACUUGUGAAGGACUGAUUGCAGUGUUGGGGCUAAGCUGUCGUAGCUAUUCAUAAAAAAAGAACACCACUUAUUUAUAUUUGAUCUGUAAUUAUGAAAAAAAAAAGAUGAUUAAAUGUGCAUUUUUUUGUCUGUUUUCACCCCAAGCUUUGAGUUUUAUCCAAGAGAGAGGCAUAAACUUCCUAUAGACAGUCCAACUUACAUACUUUUUGGUUGUAUUUUGUUUUAAACCGUGGACAAUAAUAUUUUUAGUUAAUUAGCAGCUAACUUUUAUUUCACGGCUGUUAAUAAUUAUUUUUUUGUUAAUUUAAUGGUUCAAUAUCAGCAUUGUUAGGUUUCAAGCUCAUAUCCCAGAACGUACUGUUGGCUAUUCCGAGCGUUAAGAAAUUGAAAGUUUGUAAAAAUCCGAUUUUGUUUUCUGAUGGGAGACAAAAGAAAAGAAAAAAAAUCAUUAUUUAGAAUUGAAUUUUUUGUCUAUUGCCAGGUUUUAAUGCUACGUUACAUUCUUGUUGGUGCAAUUAUUUUGUGCUUAUCUUCACUCACCUAGCUUUCUGUGAUAAAAAUUAAAAAAAAACUAAAAAAAAAAAAUAAUAAUAAUAAUAAUAAUUAGUGUUUUUUGGAGAAAAAAAAAAUAAUGAUGGCAGGUCUUUUAGAUGAUUGAGAGGAGACUUCACAAUGUGAUCAUGUUAUUUUUUAUUGUUAAUAGACUAUUAACUAUUGUACGUCCAUAUUUUUAAGUUCCUGUUGGCAUGCAUUGCUUGUCGUUAUUAAAAGUCCUGCAGAAAAUUG